Molecule: messenger RNA, 4027 nt
Organism: Trematomus bernacchii (emerald rockcod)
Lineage: Eukaryota; Metazoa; Chordata; Actinopteri; Perciformes; Nototheniidae
Gene: slc26a1
Product: solute carrier family 26 member 1
Exons: 8
Coding region: 204-2330 (708 amino acids)
Biological process (GO): transmembrane transport
Cellular component (GO): membrane
Molecular function (GO): bicarbonate transmembrane transporter activity; oxalate transmembrane transporter activity; secondary active sulfate transmembrane transporter activity
Source: RefSeq, a predicted model, not a curated record
CAUCAGAGACAUAUUAAGAGAGGAGGAGAGGGAGAUAUAAUAGGAAGAAGUUGAGGCAAUCAACACAGAGCUGAUUUAAACACAUCAGAGAUUUAAGGUUUGUCUCAGUGGCAGCUACUCUACAGAUCGUGCAGGAGCACAGCUGACCCCAUUAUCCAAUUCCCCUCCCUUUCGCCUUCUGCCCCUUCUUCCCACCCAAGACCAUGGAGGAGGUCACCAAGGUCCCGCCACCCGUCCUGGAACGUCAGGUUCGCCAGCGACAGACCACAGUUUCAGUCCUCAAAUCCAAGCUGAAACAUGGUGUGACCUGCUCCGUACCAAAAGUUCGAUCCACCCUCACCGGAUUCUUCCCUGUUGUUCGCUGGCUGCCUAAAUACAAGCUCAAAGAGUACGUCUUGGGCGAUUUGAUGUCCGGGGUCAUCGUUGGAAUCAUCUUGGUACCACAGGCCAUCGCCUACUGCUUGCUGGCAGGAGUGCCGCCCAUCUAUGGUUUAUACACCUCUUUUUACGCCAACAUCAUCUACUUCCUCAUGGGGACGUCUAGACAUGUCUCUGUGGGGAUCUUCAGCCUCAUGAGCCUCAUGGUUGGACAGGUGGUAAAUAAGGAGAUGUUCCUGGCAGGAUUUGACCUCAAUGAAGACUCCAAAGCUUCUGGCCUGGUGUUAAAUGCCUCCCUCGGCUCUAAUCUGACAAUUGGUUCACCUCACAGUGUGGAGCUAAUGGGUGUGCCGUGUGGGAAGGAGUGUUACUCCAUCUCCAUCGCUGCUGCCCUAACAUUCAUGGUUGGCGUCUAUCAGCUCCUUAUGGCCGUGUUUCGGCUAGGCUUCGUCUCCGUUUACCUUUCGUCUCCCAUGCUUGAUGGUUUUGCUACGGGAGCCUCUUUCACCAUCCUCACCGUACAGGCUAAAUACCUGUUGGGCAUAAAGAUCCCCCGUCACCAAGGCUACGGCACAGUUGUCGUCACCUGGUUCAACAUCUUUGCCAACAUUCAUAACACCAAUCUGUGUGACCUCAUCACUAGUGCAAUCUGUAUCUCUAUAUUAGUGGCAGGAAAGGAGAUCCAGGAGCGCUACAAGGAUCGUCUGAAGAUCCCUUUCCCGACUGAGCUGAUCAUAGUGGCAGGAGCUACGCUGGCUAGUCAUUUUGGGGAUCUGAACAGCAAAUAUGGCUCCAGUGUUUCAGGUCACAUCCCCACAGGGUUCAUUCCUCCUGAGGUGCCCAGCUUUACUCUGAUGCCACGGUUGGCACUGGAUGCCAUUCCUCUUGCAGUCAUUAGUUUUGCCUUCACGGUGUCACUGUCCGAGAUGUUUGCUAAGAAGAACGGAUAUACAGUCCGUCCCAACCAGGAGAUGCUGGCCAUCAGCUUUUGCAACAUCAUCCCUUCCUUUUUCCACUGCUUCACCACUAGUGCUGCAUUGGCAAAAACUAUGGUGAAGGACUCAACAGGCUGCCAAACACAGAUAUCCAGUCUGAUUAGCGCCCUGGUCGUCCUUCUUGUCCUCCUCUUCUUCGCGCCUUACUUCUACGCUCUCCAGAAGUGCGUUCUUGCCUGUAUCAUCAUUGUUAGCCUUCGGGGGGCACUGAGGAAGUUUAAGGAUGUCCCGGCAAAGUUGCGUGCGAGCCGAGAUGACGGUAUUGUUUGGCUGGUCGCCAUGUUCGCCACGACUCUGAUCAGUGUGGAGAUUGGUCUUGUGGUCGGGGUAGUGUUUUCUAUGAUCUGCAUAAUCUAUAAGACCCAGAACCCCAAGGUCUCUCUCCUUGGCAAGGCCAGUGACGUCGAUCUUUACGAAGAUGUGGAAGAGUACAAGAACCUCAUGCCACCACCCCGGGUUCAGAUCUUUCGCUUCCAGGCUCCUCUGUAUUACGCCAACAAGGACUCAUUCCUGAGAUCGCUCUACAAAGCUGUCGGAGUUGAACCUUUCCUGGAGCUGACCAAGAGGAGAAAGGAAGAGAAGAAGGCUAAAGAGAUGUCUUCGAAGCAGAUAAAGGCGAAUGGAGAUAAAAGCAAUGGUGAAGUUGUCAUUGGACUUGUCGAAAGAGAACUGGAUUUCCACACGAUAGUUUUAGACUGCUCCGUCAUCCCGUUCAUAGACUCCACAGGCAUGGCCACUUUUGAAGGGCUGGUCAAGGAAUAUGGAGAGAUAAGGGUGAACGUGCUCCUCGCAAAUUGUAACACCUCAGUCAUUGAUCUCCUACAGAAGGGACAAUUCUUUGGGAAAAAUGACAAAGACAUGAGCAGUCGGUUGUUUCAUACAGUUCACGCUGCAGUUCUUCAUGCAAAAGAUUCAUACGCAGCAGCAGAGAGCAGGUCUGAAGACUCUGGGGUGUAGAGAAGGUCGAAGGAGAGGCAAUUUUGGUAUGCUAUCUUGUCCUCUAAAACAAUUCUGCAUUAGGUUGCUUUGAGGCAGCCUUUUACAAGUUUAGUCCAAGAAAACAUGGAGGUACCAAGAAAAUCCAGGCAGGGAUUGCAAGACAACUGCAAACCAGGCUUUGUGGCAUCCAGCACAUUUUCGUUUUUUCAGUACAGGAGAUGCAAAUGGUACAGGGUCCAACAUAGUCAUAGAAUAACUAGAAUAACUAACAGGUUAGUUGCUAUUAAGUUCCUAAUUAAAAACUGGGUAUGUCAUUGUUAUGACCUGGCUCAAAAGGCCACAACAAAGAGGAGACACACCAUAUCAACGGUUAGAAAAAGAUGUUUAUUAAAGCAAGUGAUUCAAAUGAGCCAAAUUAAUCAAGUGCAAAGCAAGUAAAGCAUGAGGUGUGAACGUCAGUAGUGUCAGUAAUGUAACUGCAGGGUGAGGAUUGCAUGAACAUGUAUGUGUGAGGGUGUUGAGGUGCACAAAGUAAAACAACUGAAAUAACUAAUAACAUACUCAACCGAACCGGGUGCCUGUAGGAGAAAGCAGAGGGAAGACAGAGAGGAGCAGAUGCUUUUAAAUAGCUGCAGGGCACCAGACCCAGGUGCCCUGAGUUACUGCAAUCAAGGCAAUCAAGACCGCACAGCCACACCCUAUCUAGAUUAACCCACAGGGACAUCACAGUCAUAUAACACUGUCAAGAACAGCGUUCUUUGCAAUGAAAGCAGUUUUUACUUUUUAUAUCACUACAAGACUUUGGCUGGAGUCCAAAAUGGCUCCAAUCCAGAGUCAAGAGUUCAGACGUGAAGCUCCAUCCACUAUCAGCUGUAUUUCCUAAAGUGCCAACUAUCACAUUGGACCUCAAUAUAAUAUCUUAAAGGUCAGUUAAACUCUUCCUGACUUGAAGCUGAAACACUUUUUUCGUGGCAGGAAUAGAAGCUUUUCUUAUCUUAGUGAAUCAGGAGGACUGAGUACUUUGUUAUCAUACCUGGGAUCAUUAGAACAUACAUGUACUCUUGCCCUGAUCACCAAACAAUGAUUUGUUACAACGUUUUCUACAUCUGUUCUCGUAAAAAUAAAAAACUCCAACGCAUUUGUGAUGUCUUUUCAGGUGCUGUAUGGAAAAGAAAGUCAUUUAUUUGUAUUUUGUAUUUCUGAUGGCAGCUAACAAUGCCAUACAAUGAUCACUAGUAAGAGGGGAUUGCUGCUUGCCACCACUAGUUUAUUUAAUUAAAUGUUUUAUUACUUGCAAAAUAAGCAAACACUGUGUCUCUAUUAAAUCAUGUCUUAUGUCUUUCAUCCUGUUGCCGCCAAGUACAAACGUAAGGUAAAAUAAUAACACGGUUUACUACCUUUUAGAAUACAUCAAAAAAGUAUGUAGUUUUCUUUUAAGAUUAACAUGUCUGUGUUAAAUGUUGAUGAACUGCCAUUUUAAUAAAAUGUAGACCUAUAUGUACAUUUAGAAGAUGAUCAUGUUGUAUUUUCAUACACUUGUUUGCCAUCAAACCUUUUUUUAGUGUAUUAAUUUCACUUCGAUAGUGAUUGAAUCAUGUUUUAGGGGAAGUCUGCUUGACCUUCAUUAUUGACAGUGUUGACAUUCAACAACCAUAUAUGAGUACUGCCUUAAUGUUCAAUACUUGAAUUAAACCGACUAGUUUUUAGGAAAGAUA